Molecule: messenger RNA, 2444 nt
Organism: Closterium sp. NIES-67
Lineage: Eukaryota; Viridiplantae; Streptophyta; Zygnematophyceae; Desmidiales; Closteriaceae
Source: the annotation of a GenBank genome assembly
GGCAUUUGGCAAACAACCAGUUUGUCGAAAGUCACGGCGAAGCGAAGCGUAUCAGAGACGUCCCAUAAAGUGUCUAACUAGCCUUGCUGGCCCUGUAGGUACACACGAAUAUCCUGCCAGUGCUUUCACGGCUUGCCGCACAUCACGCCGGGUGUGAAGCAUCGUAACGGCCUGAUCCCGCUUGAUUUGCCGGAGUCCCCCAAGCCCCCUCACACUGUCCAUAUCCCUUCUUCACUCGACGAUAGCGCUCUUCUCCUAGUCAACAUCGCCGCGCGUUUUGUUAGUGGAUUUCCAAUUCACGCCGCCAGCAGCAACCACUACCCAUCCUGUGGCACAGAAAUGGCGCUGCUACACGGGUGCGACUGUGCGGGCUUGCGUCAGGGAAAGUCGCGAACAAGCGUUUGUGGACGCCAGCGACACGAGCAGCGCCAACAACGCGAGCGGGGCCAGCUCUCCGCAGCGUUUCCUGCUGCGCUCCUCAUCUUCCUCAUCUUCGAAUCCUUCGCGCGUGCUGCUCUAGGCGCCAUUCCCAAAACGCAUGCGGCGUGUCAGUUCGAUUCGCGCACCAAGAGAUUUAAUCGAGUCGAGCGAUUCAGUACUGCUAAGGUGCUGAAGCGCGCCGAUGCAUGGGCGCCGAGUCGCGGCGGGACGACGGUGACGGGCGACUGUCGCUACACGCUGGACGACAGAUGCAAGAUAGUCAAGGGGCCUGCCGGCUGCCGCUCCAGCCAGACCUGUCUCUGGUACGGUGGCUCCGUGCCUCUCGACUCCGAAGCCGCCGCAAAGCGCGCCAAGGGCGGCGGCGAGGUGGCAGCGCCGCUUCUCCCGCCGGAAUGCAUGGACCGCGCUCGAGCGAGCGGCAAGGACGAGUUAUCCGCCAUGGCGUACUGCUAUUUCCAGCCCGCGACUUGCGCUGACGUGUUUUCCCCCGCGGACCGCGGCGCGAAGGGCGACGGCAAGGCCGACGACUCCUCCGCGUUUCUCGCCGCGUUCAACGCCGCGUGCGGCGCGGCAAAGAAGAUGAACAAGCGCACCGUCGUGCGAAUCCCGAACGGGAAGACCCUGCUCCUUAACUACGUCACCAUGAAAGGCCCGUGCGGCCCGGGAGUGACUAUUAAACUGGACGGGAAAAUCGUCGCGCCGGAAAACCCCCCGUCGUCUAGGUCCUGGCCGAGCGCGUUCAGCGGAGCGGUGAUGCAGGCGAGGGAGGCGCACGGGCUGUGGAUAGUGGGAGACGGGGAGAUGGACGGGAGAGGCGACCGCAAGUGGUGGCCCAUGUAUCACCAAAACCAGCUCCCGAGGGAGUUGAAGCGGCCGAUUCUCCUCGAUAUCUACGCCAGCUACAGCGUGACGCUGGCGGGCUUCAAGAACAGGAACCCAGCCGGUAUGCAUUUGAACAUAUAUCGGAGCGGUUUCGUGCGCGUGUCGAAUGUUUCCGUUGAGUCGCCUGCGGACAGUCCCAACACCGAUGGCAUCCAUAUAGGCUCGUCCACCGAUGUUACAGUGGAGUUCAGCAACAUACACACGGGCGACGACAACAUCUCCAUAGAGGAGGGGGCACAUCGAGUCACCAUCGCCAAUAUCUGGGGAACGGCUGGCCAUGGGAUCAGCAUUGGCAGCCUUGGAGCCCGUGGCACAGUGGCAUGUGUUUCAGAUGUGACUGUGCGCAACGUGGUUCUAACGGACACUGACAAUGGGCUCCGCAUCAAGACUUAUCAAGGCGGCCGAGGGCUGGUGAAAAACAUCCAGUUUAAGAACGUGUUGAUGAAGAAUAUCAAGCUUCCCAUAGUGAUUGAUCAGAACUACUGUGAUCGCUCCACCCCUGGAGUAGUGUGUGAGAAGCAGACCGACAAUGUUGCCGUUCAGGGAGUGAGCUUCAGCAACAUUGAAGCCACCACAACGUUUAAGCGGGGACUGCUGCUCAACUGCAGCUACUCCGUGCCAUGCCGCGACAUCCACCUCUCCAAUGUGCGCGUGACGCCGGCUUCUAAGAGCGUGCAGAUAUCCCCAGUGAUUCGUAACGUGUACGGGAAGUUUGACAGCAAAACCAGGCCAGUUCCCACGUCUCAGUUCCGCACUUCUGGCUUCAGCCUGAUGGCGUAUCCUCGAGUAAAUCAGAUGGCAUCCCUCUGCUCGUCAUCAUCAAAGGGUGGCAUGUGACAGAAGCGAAGGAGCAGGCAAUGACAGGGAAGGCUUCCAGGUGAUGUCUGGUAGGUACGGGGUACCUAAGAUCACUAGGUGCUAAGCUCCUCACUUAGCAAAGUAUAGGAUGGCAGCUGUUAGUCUUGCAAUCACCAGCUGCCAUUAUGAAGUUAGGUGGGUGUCAUGCUGCUUCUUUGAUAGUUGCUACUGUUAACAUAUAUUUGUAUAUGUUAUAGCCUAGAUAGGUGCAUGCUCAUAAAGAGUACAACGCACAACCUUAUAUUCCCUUGUAUGCCUUGUUU